Molecule: messenger RNA, 1605 nt
Organism: Centropristis striata (black sea bass)
Lineage: Eukaryota; Metazoa; Chordata; Actinopteri; Perciformes; Serranidae
Product: betaine--homocysteine S-methyltransferase 1-like
Exons: 8
Coding region: 239-1339 (366 amino acids)
Molecular function (GO): zinc ion binding; betaine-homocysteine S-methyltransferase activity
Source: RefSeq, a predicted model, not a curated record
CACAAGUACGGCCCUGACCAAUCCUAGCGUGCCGUGUGACUGUUCUCAAAUAGACACACUGUAUUUAUUUAUUCUACAGUCAGAGGGAAGGGGAAAGGUAAGGGGUGUGUGCAUUGUUUGUCAUGAGAAGGGGGAGUGUCUGUGAUAGAUCAUGGAUGUAUACUGCGCUCUGAGCCUCUGACAGCCACAAACCUCAAAAGACCUCUCUUGUCAAGUUGCGCAACCUUAUCGGACGACGAUGGCGAGCAAGAGGAGGGGUAUCUUGGAGCGUCUAAAUGCUGGGGAGGUGGUUGUAGGAGAUGGAGGUUAUGUCAUGCAGCUUGAGCGACGUGGUUAUGUGAAGGCUGGACACUGGACACCUGAAGCAGCUGUUGAACAUCCUGAAGCAGUGCGACAGCUGCACAGGGAGUUCCUGAGAGCAGGAGCCAAUGUGAUUCAGACAUUCACCUUCUACUGCAGUGAGGAUAAACUGGAGAUCAGCGGCAAUGUCAAAAACAUUACAGGGGCCCAGAUCAAUGAUGCAGCGUGUGACCUGGCCAGGGAGGUAGCCAAUGAGGGUGAUGCGUUGGUCGCUGGGUGUGUGUCCAUGACUCCCUGUUAUGUGGAGAGCCACAGUGAGACUGAGGUCAAGGCCAUCUUUAAGAAGCAGAUGGAUGACUUCCUCAAGAAAGACAUUGAUUUCUUUAUGGCAGAGUUCUUUGAUCAUGUGGAAGAGGCAGUGUGGGCAGUGGAGGUGCUGAAGACCAGCGGAAAACCAGUGGGUGCCACAAUGUGCAUCUCCCCUCAGGGAGACAUGCAGGGAGUCCCACCUGGAGAGUGUGCAGUCAGGCUGGUCAAAGCUGGAGCUGACAUUGUUGGAAUAAACUGCCACUUGGACCCUCUGACGGGCGUUCGUACAGUGAAGUUGAUGAAAGCGGGAUUAGAGAAAGCUGGUCUCAAAGCUCAUCUUAUGGUCCAGCCGCUGGGCUUUCACACACCUGAAUGCAACCACACUGGAUACUUAGCGUUACCGGAGUUCCCCUUUGCACUGGAGACCAGAGCAAUGACUCGCUGGGACAUCCAUAAAUACGCCAGAGAGGCUUAUAAUGCCGGAAUUCGCUACAUUGGUGGCUGCUGUGGAUUUGAGCCUUACCAUAUCAGAGCCAUAGCAGAGGAGGUGUCUGCAGAGAGAGGAUUCCUCCCACCAGCUUCAGAGAAGCACGGACUCUGGGGAGCUGCUCUGGAGAUGCACACUAAACCCUGGGUCAGAGCCAGGGCCCAUCGAGAGUACUGGGAAAACCUUAUGCCUGCUUCUGGACGUCCCAAAUGUCCUUCAAUGGCCACACCAGCUGAUGAAUAAAGAUGAAGGAUCAUGAAUAGCUGACUCAAAUAUGCCAACACAAUCCCCUGUCUUUAUUGUACAAUGUAUUCUUUAUAUGUAAAAUAAGAUUACAUGUAUUUUACCUAAACUGUGUACUGCCAUUGAAAUGCACAACACAUUUUACAUAAAUGUAUUUUCUCCAGUUGUUCUAACACUGUUGAUUUUGUACAAAGUAAUGCUAUACUUUUGUUAUUCAGAUAUAUGCUUAAAGUGGAGAAGGUAUAGUAAGUGAACUGGCCCAACCU